AUGAGGGAACAAACGUACCCGCGGCCGACGGGCGCUAAAAACACUUCCUGCUGGGCUGCCCAAGAGCGAAGGCAAUACUUCCACUUUCACCACGACACUUCACUAGCCUGGCGCACAACUUUGGAUGCCAAAGUCGCUCGCUAUAUUCACCAAAUUUCGAUCCACGGUUUAUGUGUCCCAAGCGAUUAUCCCGGAUCUGCAGAUAUCGUCGGAUUCGGCGUGGACGGAGUCCACGUAGCACCCAACAGUACCUUCUGCAUGCAGACCAAGCAAGUACUUUCGAACUUCGGCCUUGACACGGGAGGCUGGAAAACCUCCCGCCAUCCCCGCCUCCUCGGAGACACAACGGGAGAUGGCAACAAAGACCUCGUCGGAUUCGGAGAGAGCGGCGUCUGGAUCUCGAGGAACAACGGAAACGGCACCUUUCGACCCGCAGAAUGCAUUCUCCGCGAUUUCGGGGCGGCAGAGGGGGCGGGAGGAUGGGCUGUGGAGAAACACAUCCGGUUUUUGGCCGAUUUGAGGAAUGUCGGGCGCGUCGAUAUCGUCGGAUUUGGCGAGCGAGGGGUCUUUGUGGCUUUAAACGAAGGGAAAGGGACUUUCGAAGCCCCUCGUAUCGCCAUCGACGGCUUUGGGUACAACCAAGGCUGGCGCCUCGAUAAACACCUCCGCUUCCUCGCAGAUACCACAGGCGACGGGCUCCUCGACAUCGUCGGUUUCGGGGACAGCUUCGUUUUCGUAAGCGACAACCCACGUUUCCUUGCAGACAUGACGGGAGACGGGACGGUAGACGUCGUAGGAUUCAAGGGGUCAGGCGCAUUUGUUUCUUUCAACGACGGAUGUGGAUCCUUUGGCGCACCUGUUCAGGUCUCCACCGGGUUCGGUUGCGACCUCGGCUGGAACAAGAACCACCCUCGAUUCCUCGUCCCCGUAUCCCGCAACAAUGCCGCCGCUGACAUUAUAGGAUUCGGAAACGACGGCGUCUCAGUCGCAUUGAACAACGGCGAUGGAACCUUUCAGCCAUCAAAGUGCGUGAUCAAUGACUUUGGGUAUAAUCAGGGUUGGCGAGUCGACAAGCACCCUCGAUUUGUUGUCGACCUGAACGGAGACGGGCGCGGCGACAUCAUUGGGUUUGGCUAUAACUUCACAUUGAUUUCCUUCAGCAAUGGCGAUGGCACAUUCGGCCCCGUUCUCAAAAUCGCUGAGAACUUCGCACUCAACACGGGCUGGCCGCCAGACAGCACUGUUCGCUAUGUUGUCAACCUGAGGUAUUCGGUUCUAAGUUGA
This is a messenger RNA of Coprinopsis cinerea okayama7#130, 1284 nucleotides long. Its product is annotated as lectin PVL. The transcript has 4 exons. Lineage: Eukaryota; Fungi; Basidiomycota; Agaricomycetes; Agaricales; Psathyrellaceae. The record is from RefSeq and is a predicted model, not a curated record. The coding region runs from base 1 to 1284 and encodes 427 amino acids.